AAAAAGAAAAAGCAGCAACUCUGCGUCAGGGUCCAGGGUGUGGACCGCCUUGGCUCGCCUCUGCGCUCUGCUUCAAUGCUCAGCGGCCCCAAAUGGCACCUCUCAUAUCUCACGUGCGACUUCGCCCUUCCCUCACGUGUCUUUGCCUUUGCCGCGCACCAACUUUGCCAUGGAACCCGCAAAAAUCCGAUCCCAAUAAACUCUCGUUCCAGGUUGCAGCCAGGGGAAGUUGUCAACGCGAAGCCAGUCAAAUGGAAGAAGCUCUUGUUGACGCCGACAAGUUCCGGAGCGAAUUCCUCCGGGUUCUGCGUAGUCGACGAUCUGGAGAAGCUCCGCUAAGUGUGAAGCCCGCAAUGCCUGUCCACCACCCUCUGAUUCAGGAGGCCAACCCGCCAACCUUCAGUAAGGCGAUGGCAUCUUGUCCAAAGGAAAAUUUUAGCAAUUUGAAGGACUUGCUUCACGAGGAAAAUCUUUAUCUGACUACGGAGGAAGGAGAGCAAGGCCAAUUGCCCAUAUUGAUUAUUAGUAUGAAGGAUAGCAGACAGCAAAGAAGACCUGCAAUUGUUUUUCUGCACAGUACAAACAAGUGCAAAGAGUGGUUGAGACCGUUGCUUGAGGCUUAUGCAUCGAGGGGAUAUGUAGCCAUUGCCAUUGAUUCUCGUUACCAUGGUGAAAGGGCCAAGGACAAAACCACUUACCGUGAUGCUCUUAUAUCUUCAUGGAAAAGAGGUGACACCAUGCCGUUCAUAUUUGACACGGCAUGGGACUUGAUAAAGUUGGCGGAUUAUCUGACGGAAAGGGAGGAUGUUGACCCAUCUAGAAUAGGGAUUACUGGUGAAUCACUUGGAGGAAUGCAUGCAUGGUUUGCUGCUGCUGCUGACACCCGCUAUGCUGUGGUUGUCCCCAUAAUUGGUGUACAGUGUUUUCGAUGGGCCAUUGAUCAUGAUAAGUGGCAGGCCCGAGUUGAGAGUAUAAAACCCGUUUUUGAAGAAGCACGAAUUGAAUUAGGCCUGAGUGAGAUCAACAAAGAAUUGGUGGAGAAGGUCUGGAAUAGGAUUGCUCCUGGUUUGAGUUCCCAAUUUCACUCGAUUUAUUCAGUUCCAGCUAUUGCACCACGCCCUUUGUUGCUAUUAAAUGGUGCAGAUGACCCUCGUUGUCCAAUUGGAGGUUUGGAUGCUCCCGUAUCAAGAACACAGACAGCUUAUCGGAAGCUUGGUUGCCCAGACAAUUUUAAGUUCAUAGCACAACCGGGGAUAGGCCACGAAAUGACACCAGAGAUGGUAAAAGAAGCUAGCGAUUGGUUUGACAGGUUUUUAAUCCAGAGUAGUGGCUAGUGGCUUUUCUUGGCCCUGCGGAUCUUGUGGAAAUCUAUGAUGCAUUUGAGAAGUUAAGUGCAAGUGAAGAAAUAAAGUUGAAUCUUAUUCCUGUACGAGAAAAACAAUUCCCAUCAGUUCUAAUGGAAAGUCAUUGCUUGCUUGAAACAUCUGUCA
Molecule: messenger RNA, 1490 nt
Organism: Momordica charantia (bitter melon)
Lineage: Eukaryota; Viridiplantae; Streptophyta; Magnoliopsida; Cucurbitales; Cucurbitaceae
Product: alpha/beta-Hydrolases superfamily protein
Biological process (GO): proteolysis
Molecular function (GO): serine-type peptidase activity
Source: RefSeq, a predicted model, not a curated record